Trichoderma reesei QM6a is the source of this 1566-nucleotide messenger RNA. RefSeq lists its product as uncharacterized. The transcript has 2 exons. Bases 1 to 1566 code for a protein of 521 amino acids. Gene Ontology annotation, molecular function: acyltransferase activity, transferring groups other than amino-acyl groups. Gene Ontology annotation, biological process: polysaccharide biosynthetic process. Lineage: Eukaryota; Fungi; Ascomycota; Sordariomycetes; Hypocreales; Hypocreaceae. Gene Ontology annotation, cellular component: membrane. The record is from RefSeq and is a predicted model, not a curated record.
AUGGGGCUGUUAAACGAGAGGAGAGGGUCAGACGCUGGGACAGAUUCUAGUGACAGUAGUACUGGAACUGCAACUGGUGCCGGCAUCGCCACGGCCCCCAUUCAUACCGAUAGUCGUUUCCAACUUGGCAUUCUCAGCCCAUCCGCGGAUACUCUCAAAGCACCACUUGGAUUCCUUCGAUCAACACCAUGGCGCGUUCUCGCAGUUCGCUUCCUCAUUUUCCUGACGCCUAGUUUCCUGCAAGGGCGCCAUGCUCGCGAGCAGAUAUGCCCAGCUAAGCUAUCUCCAACUGCCUACCUCGAUGGCAUGCGUGGUCUGGCAGCCCUCAUCGUCUUUUUCUGCCAUUACUUCUACCAGGCAUUCACAAUCGCCGAGGGAUGGGGCUGUGGCGAGACCAACUACCACAUUCUCAAACUGCCAUUUCUUCGUCUUUGGUAUCAAGGCCCACCGGCAGUUUGCGUCUUCUUUAUCAUUUCUGGAUAUGCACUCUCAUAUCGACCUCUCAAACUGAUUCGAAGCGGAGCCUGGUCGGACUUUGCCAACACCAUGAGCUCUCUCGUCUUUCGACGUGGAAUUCGGUUAUAUCUUCCCACGGCAGUCUCGACGUUUAUGAUCAUCUGCCUGCUGCGCAUUGGCGCUUACGAGUGGACUCGAGACUUUGCAAACGACCGCAAAUACAUGAAGAACAUUGUAGAGCCUCAUCCGGCCCGCAUGGAGCAUGCGUAUGCCCAGUACAAGGACUGGAUGAUUCACAUGUUCAGGUUCAUUCAGGUCUUCAGCUGGGACAAGUUUGGCGGAAGCACUUCUUACGAUGUCCAUCUGUGGACAAUUCCUGUCGAAUUUCGAUGCUCGCUCUACCUCUUUCUCACCAUUAUUGGCACCGCCCGUCUGCGCACCACUGUCCGAUGGCUCACGGUUGCCUUUGUCAUGGCCAUCACAUAUCGUAACAGUCGAUGGGAACUUUUGCUGUUCUUCUGUGGCAUGCUCAUUGCCGAGAAUGAUCACAUCCGAGGCGCGCACGUUCCGACGCCCAACCCGGCCCUGCCGAUCGAAGAAAAGUCCCGCCCGGCGAGGAACAAAUUAUGGCCAAUCUUCUGGGCUCUGUUCAGUAUCCUCGGCCUGUAUCUGAUGUGCCAGCCAGACGGCCGGGGUGAGAUAACCCCUGGGUGGAUAUGGCUGUCGUCCCAGAUCCCUAAGUGGUGGAAGGAGGAAAGGUAUCGUUACUGGCAGUCGACAGGCGCCGUCAUAUUUAUUGUCGCGGUAAGCCACUCGCCUCGCUGGCAGCGCUUCUUCAACCUGCCAGUUGUUCAGUACUUUGGCAAGAUCUCAUACGCCAUCUACCUGAUGCACGGACCGGCUAUGCAUGUUGUUGGCUACCACUUCGAGAAGUGGGCAUACGGCAUAACUGGAGUCGAGGGAUAUUGGUACAAUGCUGGCUUCGUCUUAGGAGCUUGCUUCUGCAUCCCCACCGUCGUCUGGUGGGCAGACGUCUUCUGGAGGGCCAUUGACAUCCCCACUGUCAAGUUUGCCAAGUGGUUUGAGUCAAAGGUGGUAGUCAAGGCGUGA